UCUCAAAUCUACUUCCAUUCAACAACACCAAAAAGAUUUUAUUUUAUACACAGCAGCCAAAAUCCACACUCUGUCAUAGCAAAGGCUUAUCUUUUUCUUUGUAUUACCGUAACUUCAACUUUACAGCUCAAACUUCAACCUUUUUGUGUAUAACUGUGAAAUGAACGUUGGGUACUCACUUGCAGAUCGAAUCUAGCAUUUUCAGGGAGCAUUUCUCAUUGCUGGUUUCUUGGUGUCACAUCUUGUUUACUGUAUGUCCAAGGGAACUGCAGCGCAGCGUAGUCUGUCAGAUGUUCUUCAGUAGCCUUAUUAUGCUUGACCAGCGCCGAGAUGGGCGGCUUCUCUUUGAAAAUUCAGGAGCUGUUGUUUUCAAGUUUGCUGUUGUUUUGCAUUUUCUCAAGAGUUGCGCUAGCUCUCAGUCCUGAUGGUCAAGCGCUUGUCAACUUUAGGAUCUCAGUACUUGGUUCAGAUGGUGUUCUUAAGCAGUGGAGACCAGAAGAUUCUGACCCAUGUGGCUGGAAAGGAGUACUUUGUGACCCAAAAUCAAAGAGAGUUGUAUCAUUAAUCCUCCCUGAUCACAAGCUGAGUGGAUCUAUAUCGCCAGAUAUUGGGAAGCUAGACCAGUUGCAGUUUCUAGCUCUUCAUGACAAUAAUUUCUAUGGGACAAUACCUCCUGCAUUGGGAAAUUGUACAAAGCUGAAAUCUUUGUUUCUACAGGGUAAUUAUUUAAGCGGAUGGAUUCCUGAUGAGUUGGGGAACCUUCCUAAGCUUGAGAAUCUAGAUCUUUCAAGCAACUC
Molecule: messenger RNA, 797 nt
Organism: Nicotiana tabacum (common tobacco)
Lineage: Eukaryota; Viridiplantae; Streptophyta; Magnoliopsida; Solanales; Solanaceae
Source: RefSeq, a predicted model, not a curated record